CAGCCUGCCGUCUCCAGCCACACCGACCCCGGCAGGCAGCCAAGAGACCACAUCGUUCCCACCCAGUGGUGACUGCCCGGCCAGGCCCACGCUGCCUCACCCAUGGGGAACAGCAGAAGUGGGGUCCUGUCCAAGGAGAUCCUGGAGGAACUGCAGCUGAGCACCAAGUUCACAGAGGAAGAACUGUGUGCCUGGUACCAGUCCUUCCUGAAGGAGUGCCCCAGUGGGCGCAUCACCCGGCAGGAGUUCCAGAGCAUCUAUGCCAAGUUCUUCCCCGACGCUGACCCCCAGGCCUAUGCCCAGCACGUGUUCCGCAGCUUCGAUGCCAACAGCGACGGGUCCCUGGACUUCCAGGAGUACAUCAUCGCCCUACACAUGACCACCGCAGGCAAGACCGACCAGAAGCUGGAGUGGGCCUUCUCCCUCUACGAUGUGGAUGGCAACGGGACCAUCAGCAAGAGUGAGGUGCUGGAGAUCGUCACGGCUAUUUUCAAAAUGAUCAAUCCUGAGGACGUGAAGCACCUACCAGAUGAUGAAAACACCCCGGAGAAACGGACUGAGAAGAUCUGGGGAUUCUUUGGGAAAAAGGAUGAUGAUAAACUUACAGAGGGAGAGUUCAUCGAGGGGACCCUGGCAAAUAAGGAAAUUCUGCGACUGAUCCAAUUUGAGCCUCAAAAAGUGAAGGAAAGGCUAAAGGAAAAGAAACCAUGAGACCAGCUGCUCAGCCCUCCUCCCUCCCCUCACCAUGCACACAAACACCGUCAUGCACAUGCAUGUGCUCACACACACCUGGGGCCAAGAGAGGGGCUUCUGAGCCUACAGUAGGCUCCCUGCCCAACAGCACUCCACCAGUUCCUUCUUCCCUGCCCUUAGACUCCCUCCCAUUAUGCCUGCCUCCCCUGCCCCUGCCCACAGCCCCCGCCUCCAAGGUAAUCCCAGGAUUAGGUGACAGGAGUCCGGAACAGCCUGUGUAAGCUCCUUUGUGGAGUGCUGGAUAAGCAGGUUCCAAUAAAUGCAACAGGAGUUGAG
Messenger RNA from Manis javanica (Malayan pangolin), 1029 nucleotides. It is a transcript of the gene RCVRN, whose product is annotated as recoverin. The record is from RefSeq and is a predicted model, not a curated record. Gene Ontology annotation, molecular function: calcium ion binding. Lineage: Eukaryota; Metazoa; Chordata; Mammalia; Pholidota; Manidae.